Molecule: messenger RNA, 5813 nt
Organism: Oryctolagus cuniculus (rabbit)
Lineage: Eukaryota; Metazoa; Chordata; Mammalia; Lagomorpha; Leporidae
Gene: CAPS2
Product: calcyphosine 2
Molecular function (GO): calcium ion binding
Source: RefSeq, a predicted model, not a curated record
GCUGGGUGCUAGACAUACAUUAACUGCUGCUUUCUCGAAGAUGAAAUAAUUCAAACAAACGAAGAAUUGCCGAGGUGGAUCCGCGCCGGGCUUUGGCUCUCUCCCAGGCACGAGAGACUGGUGAGCCUGCUCCAACCCCUGCCAGGCUCCAGCGGCGCCGCGAAGCCGCUCCCCUCUGAGGCUCUGGGGCUUGCCGCAGAAAUUUCAACCCUUUUGGCUUUCGGGAAGUGAAAGAAAUUAGAGACAGCGUGAAGCCGCCUGUUGCCAGGCAACCUGCGGACGCCAGCUGGGGCUGAAGUGGAAUUGCCCUCUUUUACACUUUUCCAGGUCUCCUGCUCUGGUUCUGGGCUUUCCUGAGCUUGUUGGGUCAGCUCACAGUGGCUUCCCUGUGUCGCCCACCCGUCCAGGGGUCCCAGUACAGAAUACUGCAUGAGAAAUACAUGAACUUGAAUGGAUUUAGAGGUUAAAGGAGUUGCUGCUUCUCCUACGAACCAAACCCAGCCAUUCUCUGGAAGAAAGAAGCCACUACAACAAGGAUGGACUUCUGGACCAUGGGCAAUUCAGAAUGCUUACCCACCUGUGGUCCCACGACUUGAUUUGGGAAGCCUUAUUGACUCUGAUGAUGAGGAUGAUUAUUCAUAUAUUCCACUUAGUACAGCGUAUAUUUAUUUUAAUCCACCAAAUUCAUCUUCUACUCUUGGUUGGGUCCCAUCAUGUCAAAUACCAUAUACUCAGCAUCAUCUAAAAGAACUGGACCAGGACAUAAUACCUGAAAAUUUACCAGCACCAUCAAGCAAAUAUAAGCUAAAAUAUCAGCAAUAUAACACUGAAAUGAAAGAGGGAUAUAAACAGUAUAGUCAGAGAAAUUCAGAGAAGACAAAAUCAAAUGUUCCACAUCCAGAGUCCCCAGGAAUCAAGAUAGAUGACAAGUGUGUACAAGGCAAGGAGAGCAGCAUGGAUGACCUUACAACUCUGGACAGGAAAGCCCUCCUACAGCAAGGUUUUGCAGAAAGCCCUUGCAAUGCACAACACAGUGCAAGAAAAUCAAAUGCAGAAGUAGUGGCUGCAGAGAAGAAGAAACGAACUGUCGCAGAGCAGGUGCUGAUAGAUCACUUAUCUCGGGCUGUAAUCAGCGAUCCGGAACAAAAUUUAACCCUGGAGAAGCAAGAAAGUGCUUGUGUCCUUCCAGAUUCAAAGGUGGCACCUCUUCGAUUUAGGAAAAGAACACUACAUGAAACAAAGAUCAAAACGCAAUCUACAUUAACUGAAAAUGUGCUUUCUCAUAAAGUGCAAUUUGAUGGUAGGAUCAUAACAAGAAAUGGACGUGAUGCUUGCAGAGAGCUGAUUGGAUUCUUUUUUACCCAUGACCAGUCCCUUACAAUUUAUGAAUAUCGGCAAUUUGGGAAAAAUAGAACAAAUGUGCUUCCUUUUAUUCAAAAGAGCAUUUAUAGUCAUCAGUGUGGACGAAGAAAAGGAAAACAAUACCAAGUUGGUGAUUUUUAUACUGGUGCAACUUUGACAUUUUUGAGUUCUGAUCACCCUGGCCUUCCAGAAAGCAUAAAAAAAAGCAUAUUACUGAGAGUUCGAAUCACAAAUAUUGAUCAAAUGGCUUUGGAUUCCCUGAAAACUGCUUCUGUGGAACCUGAUGAUGAUAUAAUCUGUCAAGAAGCCAAUGAUAGCCUUGUCUUAAAGGCCAUUCAAGAUGCGUUAAAAGAAAAACUACAUAACAGAGGUGUUCGUAUUUUGACUGGACUGGGAAAAUACUUUCAACAAUUGGACAAGGAAGGAGAUGGACUUUUACAUAAGUCAGAGUUUAAGCAAGCUCUGAAAGUGCUUCACUUUGAAAUAUCUGAAAAGGAUUUUGAAUCUCUGUGGUACAUUCUGAAUGGCAAUGACAAUGACAAAGUUGAUUAUGGAGAAUUUAAACGUGCAAUUAUUGGUGAAAUGAAUGAAUACAGGAAAUCAUUUGUUCGUAAGGCCUUUAUGAAACUGGAUUUCAACAAAACUGGCUUUGUGAGUGUCAUAGACAUAAGCAAAUGUUAUUGUGCAAAAAAGCAUCCCCAAGUAGCUUCAGGCCAUUCCACAGAGGAAGACAUCAAAUCAUCUUUUCUAGAAACAUUAAGAGAGUCCUGCAGCAAAUCUGAUGAAGUGUCAUAUGGAGAAUUUGAAGAUUACUAUGAAGGUCUGAGUAUAGGAAUGGAAAAUGAUGAAGACUUUGUUAACAUCUUACGUACUCCAUGGGGAAUUUAGUUUUUAAUAAUUCGUAUGCCAUCGGCACUAAACAUUUUGUAGGAAGGAUGAAUUGAAUGCAAAGUAUGAUCAAACACUGGAGUGUGUAUUCCUAGGUAUCCUCUUAUUCUCUUGAUCUUAUUUUUUUUUUCCAAAAAACUUUAGUCUGUAAGGAGAAAUAUUCAGUUAUAGGGAUAUGUGCUCAUAUACAUAUUGUCUAUCCGUAAGUUUGUAAAGGUAUGCCUUUUUGAUUUACUACUCAUUUUGAUCAUAUCUUAGAGGUCACCGUUUUUUACUAGCCUCAACAGGAAACUGACAUCUGCAUCAAAGUAUGUAAGAGCAUCUACAUAGCAACCAAGUCUCCCAUCAUUUCAUUUUUUUCCUGCUUCCCCAGAACAUAAUUGCUACCCUUCUAAAUUUGAUGAAUUUGAAUUGAGCCCAAAGCUUACAAGACUGAAAUAGUUCAACUUGUUUUAAACAUAUGGAAAUGUUAAAGGAAUUAAAGGAUAUGUGAGAUAUGUUUUCCAAGUAGAGUGAUUAUAGCUGUUUUCUAUACCAUUAAUAUUUAGAAUGAUGGAGAUUUACCCCUACAGUGCUCAUUACAUUGACCUGUCUUGUAAACUCUUGUCUUCUAAAAUAUGUACCAUUAUUUGUUCAGCCAAGCACAAUGUAUUUAUUCUAGUGACCAUGUAUUCCUUAUUUUAUUUUAUUUUAGUUGAAAUCCUAUUACCUGCAUAGAAUUGUUAUUUAGCUGGAAAAAACUUGGCAUGAGAGAAGACGUUUCUCUUAUUAAAUAAAGACCUCAAAAGGUGCAUUAUUACAUAUAUGGACCCAAGGGAUAAUGAGGAAUUCUUACUCAAAAUGUGAAAUCAUAUUUUGUGUGAUAAAAUGUUAUUCUACACAUCUAUUUUUGGUGUACUAAGCAACCAAAACAUUUUUUCUAAAUAUGUAUUGUUUAGUAGUAUUAUAAUUAUUCUCCCUAAAUUCCUUGUUUCUCACUUCAUGUUCACAACAGAUAGAAGAGAGAACAUUAUGUAGUUGUUUCCAAAUUCAUAAUCUUAACUUUAUGUUAAGAUAAAAUAAAUUGGAAAAAAAAUGUGAACAACAUAAGUGGUUCAAAAAUGAAAACAUGUACUUGGUAGAAUUUGACUUUAGGUAUAUCAGUUCAUCCAUCUAUACCUGGCAACAUUAUCAGAAAUGUGAUAUGAUAUGAACUCAAUAAAUUCAAAGUUGUACUUUUUGCUAUUUGAGGAAGUACUGAAACUUACUACUGAAAUAUCAGAAAGAAAAUAUGUGUAAACCUUUUAGUGCUGUUCUUACCAUCUAAAUUUUUUGCUUCUUUUGACUUUUCCCAGCAAUAUUAUUAAAAUUGAAACAAGAUGCCAGAAGAUAGUUGAGCAGAAAUAAGUUUAUAAUAUUAUUUCUAAGCAAUAUUUUUAUAGAAAAAUUCAUCCAGCUAUAAACAUCAUAAAUCCAUAAAUUGUUUUUGUGCUAAAAUAACUAACACCAAGAAUACUCAGCAUGCAUGUAGUAUUUCUCACAUAAUGAAUUUUUAUUUCAUUCUUCUUAAUAAACAUAUUCUUAAAAUUGGUAUGCCAUGUUUUCCUGUGAAUAUGAUUAUAAAAUAUGCUUUCAUAAUAUAAGAAAGGGGAGGUACAUCUAGAUAUGGCAAAAUACUCAAUAACUCUUCAUGGUCUUACUAUAAAUAGAAACAUGGGGUUAUUUACGGGACCUGCACUUUUUUUUUUAAAGAUUUAUUUAUUUAUUUGAAAGUCAAAGUUACACCGAGAAAGGAGAGGCAGAGAGAGAGGUCUUCCAUCUGCUGGUUCACUCCCCCAACUGGCCGCAAUGGCCAGAGCUGCAUCAAUCUGAAGCCAGGAGCUUCUUCCAGGUCUCGCAUGUGGGUCCAGCGUCCUAAGGACUUGGACCAUCUUCUACUGUUUUCCCAGGCCGUAGCAGAGAGCUGGAUUGGAAGUGGAGCAGCCGGGACUCGAACUGGUGCCCACAUGGGAUGCCAGCACAGCACUCCCACUAUGCCACAGCGCCAGCCCUAAGGACCUGCACUUCUGAGGUGUAACUUUUUGUUGGUUAAUUUCUCAUCAUUUUAUAUACUUGUUUCCAUGUAGAGUUAGGAAAUACAUCAGCAAUAUAUGUUUCUGUUAUAUUUUGUUCAAUUAGAAUUGGUGGUAAAAUAAAUCUUUUUGCUUUUGAAUUUGUGUCAGUGCCCGCAUCCUUCUUUGACUUAGGUAUAGUAAAGUCUGUUAUUUGUACUCAAACCAAAAGAAGGACAUUUAGUAGAAGUGGCAUUUUCAAACACUCCCAAUAUAAUAAUUGACUUUUGAAACUCUAUCCUUUAGACUUCCAGGUUUAGAAAGAGUUUUUGGAUAGCUUAAAAUAUAUAAAAUAAUACACUAUCUUGUUGCUACCUGAAUUUUAUAGUUAGAUGUAUUUUAUAAAUCUCUGUAUCUUUGAAAGUUAGUUGUUCAUUGCAUCAUAGAAUUGCUUUUCUGGCAUUCCAUACUGUUUAUUGAAUUACUGAAUGCUGAUUUCACGGUUUUUAUUCUUAUAUAUAAAAUGUUACAGAAUUUUCAGAAAGUACUCACAUUUUAUUAGAAAGCAAAGUAUAUCAUAUACAAAUGUUUAGCAAUUCAGCAUUUUAUUGAAAAGGAUAUACAUUUGCAUGAUAGAGCAAUUACAGCAUAGUAAAAACAUAUUCGUGUUUUAAAUUUUAUAGUAUAUGAUAUAUGAACUAAAUGAAAAAGUGACUCUCUAGAGUUACGUAAAAUAAUUCAUAAUCUUGAUACAGGUACAAAACAUAUUUUACUCAUUUUAUUCAUUACUUUUGAUUUUCAGGCAGCCUAAGUUAUUGUAAAUUGAUUUUGUAGAGAAUUUUGUACAGUAGACUAUGCUUAUUGCAGAUUACUUAACACUUUUUGGGAUUACAAUUUGUAGUGUUUGCAGAAAUAAAUAAAUAAAUAAAUAAACUGUCUUUACUAGGUUGAUCAGAAAAGAAAAAAUAUCCAUGGUGAAGGUGCUUAAAGAAGUGAAAGGGGGAAUGGUGCUGUGGCGUAGCAGGUAAAGCUGCCACCUGCAAUGUCAGUAUCUUAUAUGGGCGCCAGUUCGAGUCCCGGUGUCUCCACCUCCAAUCCAGCUCUCUGCUGUGGCCUGGGAAAGCAGUAGAAGAUGGUUCAAGUCCUAGGGCCCCUUCAUCUUCAUGGGAGACCCGGAAGAGGCUCCUGGCUUCGGAAUGGCGAAGCUCCGGCCAAUGCAGCCAAUUGGGGAAUGAACCAGCAGAUACCAGACUUCUCUCUCUCUCUCUGCCUCUGCCUCUCUGUAACUCUGACUUUCUGCCUUUCAAGUAAAUAAAUCUUAAAAAAAAAAUAGAAGUGAAAGGGACCGGGCCUAUGUAACCCAUGUCAGGCAAGAGGAGAGCAAAGAGAACCAAGAGGAAUGCCUGGGCUGUAUUAGUCUCUGACCGUGAAAAGAAGCUCCUUCCAUUUUUAUUUUAUUGUUAUAUAGUGUUCUAGGAAAACUUAUUUAUUGGGUAUGUUUGUUAUAAUGAAGAAUAAACAUUAUACAUUUGA